AUAUCCACAAAGAAAAAAGAGGGAUAUAUCUCCUCCAAGUUCCAUCUGUGAGCUUCAUCUUCUUUUGGCAAGGCAGCAAAAAUGAGGGUACAAUCUUGCUUUGGCGGAACCACAAUUCAAACCCUUAAACUCACCUCAAUUCCAUCCGUAAUCAAUUCAUCCUCAACCCCAAUUUACAAACCAAUAUCUUUAUUCAAAACCCUCUCACCAAACUCCACACACCGCUUUCCAUUCUUUGUAAGAUCACUUUCUACACCUGCAGCGGUCCAACCUGUUGUCGAUUCCACCGCUACUCCUUCUGUCGAUUUUGCUGUGAAACCUCAAUGGAAAGCGGCUAUAGAUUUCAAGUCAAUUCUAGAGAAUAGAUUUGCGGUUGCAGAAAAUUUAAAAAUUAGGAACUCGAACGCUAAUCUGGAUUUAGUUAUUCAACUCUAUGAGAAGUUGUUGGAACUUCAAAAGGAAGUUGAAGAGCUUCGUAAGGAGAGAAAUACGGUUGCAACCAAAAUGAAAGGGAAAGUUGAACCUUUAGAGCGUCAAAGACUUGUAGAAGAAGGAAAGAAUUUAAAGGAGAAACUUGUUACACUGGAAGAAGAUCUUAUCAAACUUACAGAUGCACUUCAACGGGAGGCACAAUGUAUCCCAAAUAUGACACAUCCAGAUGUUCCUAUAGGAGGAGAAGAUAGUUCAACAAUUAGGAAAACGGUGGGUGCCCCUCGCGAGUUCACAUUUCCGAUCAAGGACCAUGUACAACUUGGGAAAGAACUUGAUCUUUUCGAUUUUGAUGCAGCUGCGGAGGUUAGUGGGUCAAAAUUCUAUUACCUCAAGAAUGAAGCGGUUAUGCUAGAAAUGGGACUUAUAAACUGGACUCUAUCAGAAGUCAUGAAAAGAGGGUUCACUCUUCUUACGACCCCAGAAAUUGCUAGAUCAUUAGUGGUUGAAAAGUGUGGUUUUCAACCUCGUGGAGAUAACACUCAAGUUUACUCUAUUGAGGGCAGUGAUCAGUGUCUUAUCGGGACAGCAGAAAUCCCCGUUGGCGGGAUACACAUGGACUCUAUUCUUUCUGACUCAUCCUUACCUAUAAAGUAUGCAGCUUUUUCUCAUUGCUUCCGUACAGAAGCUGGUGCCGCUGGAGCUGCUACUAGGGGCUUAUACCGUGUGCACCAAUUUAGCAAGGUGGAGAUGUUCAUAUUAUGCCGACCCGAAGAAAGUAAUGCCUACCACCAAGAGCUUAUUGAAAUAGAAGAGGAACUCUUUUCAAAAUUAGGGCUACAUUUCAAAACGUUGGAUAUGGCAACUGAGGAUUUAGGUGCCCCUGCUUACCGAAAAUACGAUGUCGAAGCUUGGAUGCCAGGUUUAGGACGAUAUGGCGAGAUAUCGAGUGCAUCAAAUUGUACAGACUACCAGAGCCGAAGAUUGGGAAUAAGAUAUCGUCCAGAAAAUUCAGCAAAUCCUACAAAUAUGAAGAAAGGUAAAGGGCGCAAUCUAAGUCCACCAGAAUUUGCCCACACGUUAAAUGCCACUGCAUGUGCAGUUCCUCGGAUGAUUGUAUGUUUGCUUGAGAAUUACCAGCAAGAAGAUGGAUCUGUUGUUAUACCAGAACCAUUAUGGCCUUUCAUGGGUGGGAUUCAGGUCAUCACUCCUAAAUCAAAGUAGAAGGUCAGAACCAAGUUUAAAUUGGCUCAUAGAAUUUCAUGAAGCUAUAUAGUUAUUGGUCCGUUUUUUCAAUUUUGUCAAUUCUGGCAGAUUUUGCAUCCCCAUAAUAGUAGUAUCUAAUGCUGAUUAUAUGUUACUAAUUUAGAGUUUAUUUUAAGUAUUUAUAAGCGUUAGCAUUA
This is a messenger RNA of Erigeron canadensis, 1832 nucleotides long. Its product is annotated as serine--tRNA ligase, chloroplastic/mitochondrial. Bases 82 to 1653 code for a protein of 523 amino acids. Gene Ontology annotation, molecular function: serine-tRNA ligase activity; ATP binding; tRNA binding. Gene Ontology annotation, cellular component: mitochondrion. Lineage: Eukaryota; Viridiplantae; Streptophyta; Magnoliopsida; Asterales; Asteraceae. Gene Ontology annotation, biological process: mitochondrial seryl-tRNA aminoacylation. The transcript has 9 exons. The record is from RefSeq and is a predicted model, not a curated record.